This is a messenger RNA of Penicillium manginii, 660 nucleotides long. RefSeq lists its product as uncharacterized. The record is from RefSeq and is a predicted model, not a curated record. The transcript has a single exon. Lineage: Eukaryota; Fungi; Ascomycota; Eurotiomycetes; Eurotiales; Aspergillaceae. The coding region runs from base 1 to 660 and encodes 219 amino acids.
AUGCUCCGCCACAUUGUCUACGUCCCGGAUCCGCGGGUCUCGUUCGUUAUGAUAUUCUCUGAGACGGAUUUCCAGCUGUGGAAGUCGACGGCUGAGUUUCCCGUACUCCAUCCGUAUCAAUCAUCUGCGAAUAAAAUUAUUAGAGAGCAGAAGGAUACGAAGAAACCGCCGAGCGGAGAGGAGAAGCAAGAUGUUGCGAAAGCUACCAAUGGAGAGAACCCGCCUGCAAACCUUGCUGGGCCUGGCAAGCUGGCGAACAAGCCUCUUCAAACUACGACUACCCGCGUCCAUAAGAUUUCUCGACGGAUUGCUUUUGAGCAAGGUUUGUGGCAUAUGGAACUCGAGGAUGGAAAUGGAAACGGAAAUGGAAACGAACCUGGGCAAUCUCGUCCGGGUGACAAGAUCAAUGAUGCUCGCGGCGACAAGAACGCUACGGAGCGCGAUACAAACACAAACAAGCCUGUCAUUGAUGGGAUUCGAAGUCCUGCUGGCUCUCAUCGUGCAUCGAGUCUGGAUCCAAUUCCUGAGGAGAAUUCUGUGUUCAAGCCAUCUAAUUACCCGCAGAGAAAGGUUGUGCGACGAUUCAUUAUCAAGCGGUUUAUCAAUGAGAAUCGUCGGACCCCAAUUCACCGAGAAAGAGGAAUGCAUUCGGUGCAAUAA